UGAUCUCCCUUAGUUUUUCUUACACAAUAGCUUCCCUUGACAGCUGUAACAUAUUAAACUUUUUUACCCGCAAAGACAUUAAAAUUGUUUCACCUUAAUUGUUUUUUUUCCCCUGCAAAUGGAGCAAACAGCGCAGUAAGUUUACGUCAUCAGAAAACAGGUCUGAACUUAACCUGACUGUGCGACAAAUGAAUCAAGUGCAGCGUUAACGCCCUUGGUUCUGGGAGGUUCUCUUUGUCUUGUAGUGCGCAUGUUUUUCAGACCACUGCUCUACCUCGGAGUUCCAGUGGGGAAGGAAUUAUUUAUUUCUGUGAUAACAAAGCUGAUUGGAUGCGACCAAAAAAUUGUGGGAUUAACCUGGUACGAACACGAUGGCAUGUUUUACCUCACUGGCCAGAUUUUUCUGCAUCCUGCUGGUGCACGUGACUGCGGGGCAACACCACAAUGACUGUCCAGCGGCCUGGUUCCAGUACUCAGGUCACUGUUACAACUUCGUGGUCAGUCCGACCUUGACCUUUCAGGAGGCGACCAUCUACUGCCAGAGGCACCUCUCGGCGCUGGUCAGCAUCAACUCCCCGGGGGAGCACGAGUUCGUCCAGUCCUGGCUCAAGUCACAUGACAUCCGGAGAUUGGAGUGGUUUACUAGUGGUAAACGAGAAGGUGCGGGUUCGAUUCUUUGGGAUUCCGACGGCACGCAGGUGGUGACCCGUUAUUUCGAGGAUGAUGCUAUGGACCAGGGUGGUUUUGAUCCCAUGGCGGGUCUAGAGAAUAACAUCAUUGUCUACAAGUACGUUGCACACACCGGAAGUUACAUGUGGGCGUGGAGUCGACUGAUGAGACCCGGGCCUUUCAUCUGUGAGAUGACCGGAAGUGAGACCUGGAGACUGGACCAGCAGGGGCGAGACUUCUCUUACGGUACAAACAUCACCAACCCCAGCCUGUGGGAGCACGGUCCAAACAUCACCUCCGUCUCCAGGGAUACCCUGUUCUACGACACUCAGGACCAGACGACUGGCGUCACCUUGGAGUGCGUUGCCACGGGCAACCCCCGCCCCACAUACACCUGGUUAAAACAGCGGCCCAGUCAACAGAGCUAUGACGUCAUCUCUGCGUCAGACUCGCGCUAUACUUUGACGAGCGGCAGACUGAGCAUUAGCAGGCCCAGCUCCACCCUAGACGCCACCUGGUACACCUGUGUGGCCAGCAACAAGUUUGGCACCGUCAUGUCCAGCCCUAUCGAGGUGUCGCAUGGAUAUCUGGGUCAGUUCACCAACGUCAAGCCCAGCCCAGUGUACGCCACUAUGUACAUGGGGAAGGAGAUCACGUGUCAACCCCCGCUACACAACACGGAUCUCCGCUACAACUGGUACCGUGGCUCCUUCAACUUCCUGCGCCCCGAGCUGAACCCUCAGUACUUUCUCUCACAGAAUGGCAAGCUCUACAUCUCUGAGGUCCAGCCAGCUGACCAAGAUGAGUACUACUGCAUGGUGUUCAUGGCGCCGAAAAGUGGUCAGGUGGUGUCUGGCACCCAGCUACCGUCUAGAACGUCCAUGGGCAUAGAGCUGAGGGUACAGGGCGAGAGUGCCAACACGUACGGCCCCGACAUCCAGGACAAAUUUCCCCAAUAUUUCCCCACUGUCCCUAUGGUAGGUGACCAAGUGGAGAUCGAAUGUCUCGCCUACGGCAGACUACCCCUGCUCUACUCCUGGGUGAGGGAAGACGGCGCCCUACACCCCGGGGCCACCACUAGGGACCACAACCGUGUGUUGGUGCUACCCUCUGCCAGACUCCAAGACACGGGGGCCUACACGUGCGUGGUGAGGGGGGGCCACAACACGGCUAACAAAACAGUCUACCUCAGCCUGAAAGCCGUCCCCUACUUCCCCUACCCCCUACAGAACCAGCACGUUGACGCCAAAUCGACCUUGACCUGGACCUGCCACGCCAUUGGCGUCCCCGCCCCCGUCUACACCUGGUACAAGAACGGCACCCCCCUAAAGUCCAGCACGACAGACGGCAUCACGGUCUACAGAAACACACUGACCAUUGAAAGCGUCGAGGGAUCGAAACACGCUGGGAUGUACGAGUGUGAGGCAAACAACGCUUAUGGCAAGGCGAGGUCCUCUGCCCAGCUCAGGGCCCUAUACUUCGCCCCGACCUUCCUCAACAGUCCCGUCGAACGAACCAAAAUGGCGGCGGAGGGCGGGAACAUCAGCCUCGCCUGCCGUCCUCAAGCAGCCCCGCGGGCCCAGAUCACGUGGUUGAAGAACGGAGCGGAAGUGGGUGUGACCUUGCCCAACGGUGACCUUCACCUGUCAGCGCUCACGUUGGCGGAUUCGGGGAACUACACGUGCGUGGCGAGUAACGAGUUGGGCCAGGUCACCGCGACCUGUCUGCUCGACGUCCAAGAGAAGUCUGUUUUUGCGGACGUGCCGUCUGACGCCGAGGUCGAGCAGAACCAGACGGCCGUGCUGCCGUGUCGGGCGUCGUUCAGCAGGGGCGACCUUGACAUUGCCUACACCUGGACGUUCUACUCGCACCUCAUCGACCUGACCCAGGGCGGGGAUGACGUCACACACUUCUCUAUGCCCUACCUGGCAAGUCAAGGAAACGGCAUGUUGUACAUCAUAUCAGCCCAGUUCCGGCAUGAGGGCGAGUACACGUGUCACGUGUCAACCGUCACUGGCACUAUCAGUAGCAAGGCUUUCUUGAAGGUCAAAGGACCCCCAGGAGAACCAGGUGGUGUUCACGUCAGGGACCACAACUCCUCCCUGACAACUUACGACAACGUCAACUUGUGGUGGCAGGACGGCGAGAACCACGGGUAUCAUGUGACCAAGUAUAGCAUCGAGUACCUGUCAGUGUACGAGACGGACUGGCGACUUCUCAAAUCAGAUAUCCCAGUAGAUCAGACGAUCAUAGAGAACUACCCAGACUGGCGCGGUGACGUCAUAACUGAGGGUCUGUCCCCAGGGACAGCGUACCAGUUCCGUGUAGCCGCGGGGAAUGACCAGGUCGGCUACGGGCCUGCAAGCAAUGAGCCCCACGUCUGGUAUACCAUGCCGUCUGCCGCUCCUGUUGUCGCCCCCUCUAAUAUCGAGGGUGGGGGAGGCAGUGUUGGGCUACUACUUAUCACGUGGGAUCCCCUUCCCAGAAGUCAGUGGGGCGGGGAGAAUGUACGUUACGUUGUCUAUUACCGGAAACAGGAUGAGAAAAACCCUAACCGGAAAUGGGAAAUGUCUCCGGAAAUCUUCGGCGAGAAUUCCUUCAGUGCGCUGGUCGGUCCGGACAACUAUUACCUGCCCUACGAGGUCAAAGUUCAAGCAGUGAAUGAGAUGGGCGUUGGCCCAAACUCCACCAUCAGCAUCGUGUACUCAGCAGACGAGAUUCCGACCAACAUCUCCCCCACCUUCGUGUCAGCCAGCGCCAUCAACAGCACCGCGGGAGUCGUGGAGUGGGUGCCGGUACCCGAUACUAGAGAGGCGGCAAAAGGAAAAGUGAACUACUGGCAGGAAGACACCAAGUGCCUGGGUAGAUACGAGGGCGACGCCAACUCCAACAACUUUUACGGCGACGUGUCCAGCGGCAUGUUGGUCGGCCUGGACUUCUCUGGCGACUACUGCGUCAACAUCCAGUUCCUCAACCACGCUGGCAUGGGCCCCAAGACCGAUAACUAUUACCUGGGGAUGAAUGAUGCGCCACCGAGCCAGUACCCGGAGUGGGUGACGGUGAUGUCACACGGCAACGACAGCGUCCGGUUGAUGUGGCGGGGCAUCUCCACUUUGUUUGGUGAGGAUCCGUUGCUAGGCUACAAGGCGUGGUACUGGAACAUCCAAGAGGACAUCAGGUCUGCCAAGGUCGAAACGUUUCCUAAAAUAACCACCGGCGUCAUACGCGGGCUGGAGAAAGACGUCAUCUACCGACUGCGCAUGCUCGGGUACAGCAAUGGCGGCGACGGCAAGAAAAGCCAAGAUGUGUUCUUUACCCUAGGCGGUCAAGUCCCGUAUGACCCUCAAACCACAGAGGUCAUGAACUUUGCCCCGUCAAUGAUGACGUCAUCGCCAUGGUUACUGCUUCUAUUUUCAGUUAUUGGAGUUUCUGUAUCAGAAAUUCGUCGAUAACUGUUAGAUGUUGAUUAUACCCUGCAUUGUAUGUUAUAAAUUGUGUAAUUGAUGUGAAUAUGUUUAUGAGGACAUUUCUUGAAACUCAUUUACCAAUCCUAUGUAUGUUUCUCGAUAUCAUAAGUUUUUUAGCAUCAUGCAUUGUUAUUUUCUGGUAUUACCAUUUGCUGUAUCACCAUCUAUACUCUUUGUUGUGUAUCACUUUCUCUCUCUCUCUCUCUCUCU
Physella acuta is the source of this 4346-nucleotide messenger RNA. Its product is annotated as contactin-6. The record is from RefSeq and is a predicted model, not a curated record. Gene Ontology annotation, biological process: cell-cell adhesion. Gene Ontology annotation, molecular function: protein binding. NCBI's taxonomy places the organism in Eukaryota, Metazoa, Mollusca, Gastropoda, Physidae.